AUGAACACCGACGACAGAGACACCAUUCUCGCCAUUCUCCUCACAGAUUCCUCUUCAUGGCAACAGCUCGUCGCGUUUGCUCCUCGCACCUCGGAUGCCGCCACCGACGCGAAUCUACGCAACCGCUACAUGGCUCUACUAGCGCUACACGUUCGACACCAAUCAGCAGACAAGGCAGAAGACCUGCGCCUCGUCAUGUAUCUCCUUGACCAAGAGGUCCUAUAUCACCGUCAGGCGGAUCAUUACCGCUCAUCCAUCUCCCUCGCCUGCUAUCUCUUAGCGCGAUACCGUCAGCCCUCUCACCUGUGGGCCAUUUGGGCAGCUCGCGAAGCCAACUUUGACGCGUUAAAGAGCGUCGACUCGCAUUAUAUGUGGUACGCCACAUCCGGAGUAGAGAAUGCCAAGAUGUAUCUCGAAAGAUGUGGAAUGGGCGAUGUGGGUGAAGGAGCAGCUGAGGAUGGAGGCCGUGUGCGAUGGUGGCGAGAAUUGGUGGAAGAUGCGGGAGAUGAAGCAAAGGCAUUCGAGGAGUUGAAGAGACAGGUCGUCGAGAGGAUCAAAAUGGACGUGACGUGUGGAAUUACGGAUGAGACGGUGGAAAAGUUUGUAGAUGAUUCAUGGCGGUCGGAGACGAAGAGGUGGGAAGAGUCGCUGUUACCUUAA
Messenger RNA from Stereum hirsutum FP-91666 SS1, 660 nucleotides. RefSeq lists its product as uncharacterized. The record is from RefSeq and is a predicted model, not a curated record. The coding region runs from base 1 to 660 and encodes 219 amino acids. The transcript has a single exon. NCBI's taxonomy places the organism in Eukaryota, Fungi, Basidiomycota, Agaricomycetes, Russulales, Stereaceae.